AUGGCUUCUGCUCGCUCACCUCUCUUUAACGGCGAUAGUUGCGGCGGCGACGCCGUGGCCGUUGGAUUCGACGAUCGUGACCUCGACCACUUCGCUGGCGUAGGCAACAAGCUCGUGGACACCGCCGGUGACGUCAUCCGGCAGUACUUCCGGAAGAGGUUCGACAAUCUCGAUAAGGAGGACUCGAGUCCUGUGACGGUUGUUGAUCGAGCGGCGGAGGAGUCCAUGGUGAAAAUUAUUGAAGAGCAUUUUCCUUCGCAUGCAAUUUACGGAGAGGAGAAUGGAUGGAGAUGCAAAGAAGAUUUGCUGACUUUGUUUGGGUGUUGGACCCAAUAUUACAAAGCUUAUCUUAACGUCAAAGUACCACUGUACAGCUGUGAUUGUUAUGCCUAUGCACUCUUGGCCUCAGGUUUUGUAGACCUUGUGAUUGCGUCGGGCCUCAAAAAGCCAUACGAUAUGCUUGCCCUGAUACCUGGGAUUGAAGGUGCGGGUAGUGUUAUUACUGAUUCGAAAAGGAAUCAACUUUAUUGGGAGGCUUCUUCUACAUCACGUACUACAAGUUUAGUUGUCCGUCAAGAAGCUAUAAUGUGGCAGUGA
Striga hermonthica is the source of this 597-nucleotide messenger RNA. NCBI's taxonomy places the organism in Eukaryota, Viridiplantae, Streptophyta, Magnoliopsida, Lamiales, Orobanchaceae. The record is from the annotation of a GenBank genome assembly.